GCCCGGCGCGCCCUGGGCAGCCCGGGGGCCUCGGCGCGUCCUGACGGCGGCAAGAUGGCUCCCAAAGGGAAAGGCGGCGGCAAGGCGGGCAAGGGCGGUGACGGCGGCAGCGGCGAGAGCAAAGCCCAGGGCCCGAAGGGAGGCGGCAGCGCCGUGAAGGUUCGGCACAUCCUGUGCGAAAAGCACGGCAAAGCCAUGGAGGCCAUGGAGAAGCUGAAGUCCGGGCAGCGCUUCAGCGAAGUCGCUUCGCAGUACAGCGAGGACAAAGCCAGGCAAGGGGGAGACUUGGGCUGGAUGACCAGAGGCUCCAUGGUGGGACCUUUCCAGGAAGCAGCGUUCGCCUUGCCCGUGAGCAGCAUGGACAAGCCAGUGUAUACAGACCCUCCUGUCAAAACAAAGUUCGGGUACCACAUUAUCAUGGUGGAAGGCAGAAAAUAAAAUAUGAGUGACCAUUA
Grus americana (Whooping crane) is the source of this 455-nucleotide messenger RNA. It is a transcript of the gene PIN4, whose product is annotated as peptidylprolyl cis/trans isomerase, NIMA-interacting 4. Gene Ontology annotation, molecular function: DNA binding; peptidyl-prolyl cis-trans isomerase activity. The coding region runs from base 55 to 438 and encodes 127 amino acids. The transcript has 4 exons. Gene Ontology annotation, biological process: rRNA processing. Lineage: Eukaryota; Metazoa; Chordata; Aves; Gruiformes; Gruidae. The record is from RefSeq and is a predicted model, not a curated record.